AUUAAAGGUUCCCUGUGGAGUUUUUGACCUCUUGUAGCGCUAUGAAGCUGUUUUUCUAUGAGUGGGGCCCUGUUUUGUUUAUCUCGCGCCAAGAGGACGCUCGCUCAUGCGGGUGACGCAAUACACAUUGCUGCCAAUGGUUUCACACUAUUCCACUGACUGACAUGUGAUGGUAAUGUGCCGAGAUAUGCAGCAAUGUACCAGCAAAGGCAGAGAAGAAGAAGACAGCUAGCAAGUAAGCGUGGAUGUAAACAAUGCUGGACUUUGUUGGACCUCAAGUAUACACACAUUUUUCGAGUAAUAGAGCUGAAACCCCAGCUGUUGCCAUGGCAAUCCUGUUUGCUGUGGUGACUCGUGGAACCACCAUCCUGGCAAAGCAUGCAUGGUGUGGCGGCAACUUCCUGGAAGUGACUGAACAGAUUUUAGCCAAAAUCCCAUCAGAGAAUAACAAAUUGACCUAUAGCCACGGCAGCUAUCUCUUUCAUUACAUCUGCCAUGACAGAAUCAUAUACCUGUGUAUCACUGAUGAUGACUUUGAGAGGUCACGUGCAUUCAGCUUCCUCAGUGAAGUCAAGAAGCGCUUCCAGACAACGUACGGGUCGCGAGCUCAAACAGCCCUGCCUUAUGCCAUGAACAGUGAGUUCUCCUCAACACUGGCAGCUCAGAUGAAACACCACUCAGACCCACGAGGAUCAGAUCGUGUCACUGAGACUCAGAUGCAAGUGGACGACCUGAAGGGCAUUAUGGUCCGCAACAUAGACUUGGUAGCUCAGAGGGGAGAGAAGCUGGAGUUGCUGAUUGACAAGACAGAAAAUCUGGUUGAUUCAUCGGUCACAUUCAAGACCACAAGUCGUAACCUGGCACGAGCCAUGUGUAUGAAGAACCUCAAACUGACUGUUGUCAUUGUGCUGGUGUGUCUGGUGGUCCUUUACAUUAUCGUUUCUGCUGCCUGUGGAGGCCUCAGCUGGCCCACUUGUGUCAAAUAGUGAGAGGAGAGUGGGGUUUAAAGGAGAAAGGGAGAAGGGGAGAAGCGCCUGCCAACUCUGCCUGCCAAUGGAUGCAAAAGGAAACACAACUUUCCUUCCUUUACUCCUCUAGAUUCAACAUCCCCAGAAGACACAUGCUGCUCCUCCACCUGCCUCCUUCCUCGCCCCCUCUUUGAUAGUGUGCACACUGACUUGCCUUCUGGACAGGGAGUCCCACCUCAUACCCACACUAAUGGACAGCAGCCGUGUGGCCUAAAACUGAUGUGGAACAAUAAUCCUGUCUUAUACUAGUCUGGUACAUUCAUCCUGUCUCAUGCACUUAGUGGCCUGAUGUAUCAGUUUGCGAUACUGUCCUGCACCUAUCUAUGUAAAUAAUCCAUUCAGACAGAUACCAGAAUGAACCACAAAGAUAGCUUUGUUAUUGUCCUGCUUUUCCUUUGCUGUCAACAGAGACAUAUGGAUAGCAUUUACAGUCUGGUUCUCUGAAAACUAAUAUUUGACAAAACAGAUGCAGUAUAUAGUAUGUCUCAAGUUACAAGUGUCUAACGAACCAUGUUGGUGGUGUCUCAUGAAUGAGAUGGUCCCUUUUUGCUCAGAAACAGAUUUUCUGAUUUCCUUCAUGUUUUAUCACCAAGCACAUAGUAUAUUCUAAAAUGGAUGUUGUAAAAUACGACAUAAUAUCAUACAAAUAAAUAUUGUACAUUUGAUUGAUGUGACUGAUUCAAAAGACGUAAUGUUUCUUUUAAAUCGAGCCUGAUUUUUGGGAGAAUCCUUAUCUCUUUCCCACCUUGAUAGGAGACUUACUUUCACCCUUAACUCUGCUAGGAUGUUCAGUGUGCCCAUAUGUUCUUUCUGUUAACACAAUGCACUUUUUACAUUGUACAUAGAUUUGCAUCCUGGCAUCAUAUGAUUUCUAAUUAUGUAAUUAUUUAACUAUUGUACAUCUAGAUUUGAAAUAAUAAAAUCUGAUGGUAUCAA
Molecule: messenger RNA, 1964 nt
Organism: Siniperca chuatsi (mandarin fish)
Lineage: Eukaryota; Metazoa; Chordata; Actinopteri; Centrarchiformes; Sinipercidae
Gene: vamp7
Product: synaptobrevin-like 1
Exons: 8
Coding region: 255-986 (243 amino acids)
Biological process (GO): vesicle fusion; exocytosis
Cellular component (GO): SNARE complex; membrane
Molecular function (GO): SNARE binding; SNAP receptor activity
Source: RefSeq, a predicted model, not a curated record